AUGUUGGUGGAAUCGGGGCCCAUCGAGGAGCAGUGCUAUUUCGGAGUGCUAAAGACAUUACCGCUUUUAUGCACUCCGACGGGAGAAAGCGAGCCGUGUUAUCGCCAUUCGUAUUAUGACGAAGGUAAGCUCUUAAAUACCGGGGCGCUUGCAAAUUACCUAAGACUAGUAUACUUUUAAAAAAUUACAGAAGCAAAACAAAUCGUCCACAAGUAUACCCUGUCUUUCAUGGCUAAGAAGGUUUGCUACAAGCUCUACUCGAUGUAUAAAGGCGAAAAGCGUUUCUGCGCUAAGGACUACGACACAUUGCGAGCUUGCUACCCUCACCAUUCAAUGGAACUCCUGUAA
Molecule: messenger RNA, 348 nt
Organism: Bursaphelenchus xylophilus (pine wood nematode)
Lineage: Eukaryota; Metazoa; Nematoda; Chromadorea; Rhabditida; Aphelenchoididae
Source: the annotation of a GenBank genome assembly